Molecule: messenger RNA, 801 nt
Organism: Cylindrotheca closterium
Lineage: Eukaryota; Bacillariophyta; Bacillariophyceae; Bacillariales; Bacillariaceae
Source: the annotation of a GenBank genome assembly
AUGAUGAACCAAUUCACCAAGGCACUCCUUCUCUCCGCUAUGGUUUCCAUGGCCAGCGCUGUUGACGAUGACAUUUCACACUUUGAAUCCCCUCUUGAAGAAGAUGUCCCAAUUGUUUCUAUUCCGUGCUUUGCCAACGCAGACGGAUUUGGCGGAUCCAUCACCGACACUUCUUUCACCGUCGAAUACUACUAUGAAAUGGUUUACAGAGAAGGAGGCGAUCCUGUAGACGACCUUGUCGGAUCUUUCGAAAGGGACAGUACAAACUUUCUUUUGCAAUCUGAUUUGUUUGAAAGCCCAUGUAACGAAGUCAUUGCAAGACAAGCUGGAGCUGCUCAUGGAAUCACUUCCAAUCCACCUGACGUGGCCCUCGAUGGCAUUCCAUGUACUACUAUUUCUGGUGACGAUGCUGUAGCCACCGAGUGCGUUGUUGUCAAUGGAGCAUUUGAAGUAUUCUACAUUGACGACGGAAGUGGCUCGGAAGCUUUGGAGGCGCAAUUCAAGGCCGGCAUUGAGGAGGGAAUCAACAAUGGAUCAGUCUCCAUUUCCAACCCAGAUAUUGUCGAAGUUGCUGCUGUUCCUGAUCCCGAAAGCACUCCCCGUGGACAAGACCCUGCCGUCACCCCCGAAGGCAUUGUUGCCAACCCUGAUGACGAUGGAAACAGCACCCCUGUCAUCAUUGGAGCAGUUGUUGGUGGUGUCUUGAUUGUCGGAGCUAUUGCUCUAUACAAGAGUCGGCAGGCUGGAGCCGCUGCCAGUGGUGCUGCUGAUGCUGGCGCUUCUGCCGGAGCUGACGUAUGA